UUAUGUUAUGUUAAAUGAUUGAAUAAAUAAAUGCAUAAGGUUUUUCUUCUAUUUCCAUGGUUAUGUGAAGUAUGACUUCAUAUUAUUGUUUCAUUAUUUAUCUAUUCAUUUACUCUAACAAUUUAUUUCUCUCUUUUAGGUUAACAACGACUGUAGAUUUGCCUACUGAGUUUGUGCACUUGUAUAUUUCCAAUUGUAUCUCAACCUGUGAAACAAUCGAAGAUCGCUACAUGCAGAAUCGGCUAGUACGACUGGUCUGUGUUUUCUUGCAAUCACUCAUCAGGAAUAAAAUAAUUAAUGUCCAGGAACUAUUCAUCGAGGUGCAAUCGUUCUGCAUAGAGUUUAGCAGAAUACGCGAAGCGGCCGCGCUGUUCAGGCUGCUGAAGCAGCUGGAGACGGGCGAGACGACUGCUGCCGUCGCGUCUACUGCGGCCGCGGUCCCGGCAAAGCCUAAAAUCGAGCAAUGAACGCCGAAUUCUCAAACCAUGAUGUCGUUACAGGCAUGCAGUGUCCAGGCAAAGACUAAAAUCGAACAAUGAACGCGCUGACUUCUGAAACCAUGUCAUUACAGGCAUGCAGUGCAGUAUGUGCAUUUCUACAGUGUGAUUCACUUUAAACCGUCAUCCUUUAAAAAUAAUUACAUCAACACUUCCCAUUCAACCAUAGCUGACAGUGUGAAGUAAAUCUCACUAUAAUACGUUUUGCAUCAUGAUAUUAUAUGGACUGUUUGCAAAGAUUUCUACAUUGGAAUGUGAGUGAUUUAGUUGGCCAACAAGCUAUUUUUUAAACAAAUUAUUACAGAGUAGCUAUAUAGUACCUUCAGUUUUCAACUGGAAAAUAAUAUGAUGUGCUUGCACAGGUUUAAUUAAUUUAUUUAUUUUAAUAAAAAAUCAUAAUAUAUUAUUUUAAUAAAUUUACAUUUUUUAAUUUAUUUAAUAUAAUGUUAAAAGAGUUCACUUUAAAACUGAUUUCUGUUCAGAUUUAGUUGAAACUUGCAUUGGGCAAAUGGUCCCAACACAAAUUUCAAUGGGUAUGUUUUGAUUCUUGAAUGAUUGUGAAUGUAGAGGUACUGUUGAUGAUAAUAAUAAGUGAAGAUUAUAUUAGUUUGGAUGAUAAACCAGAAAGAAUGACAU
This is a messenger RNA of Nilaparvata lugens (brown planthopper), 1133 nucleotides long. Its product is annotated as CCR4-NOT transcription complex subunit 11-like. Gene Ontology annotation, biological process: mRNA catabolic process; negative regulation of translation. Bases 72 to 467 code for a protein of 131 amino acids. NCBI's taxonomy places the organism in Eukaryota, Metazoa, Arthropoda, Insecta, Hemiptera, Delphacidae. The record is from RefSeq and is a predicted model, not a curated record. Gene Ontology annotation, cellular component: CCR4-NOT complex. The transcript has 2 exons.